AUGUCGGUAGCGUCGCGCUUAGCAGAGCUCAGGAAAAAGAAACUCCAGAGUAAAGAGGACAACAGAAAGGAUCUAGCUAAAGAUUUCCAAAAUCAAAGGCGGAAGUCAUUGAAAUUAAAGGAAUUAGAGAAAACAGCGGAGAAGGAUGAAGGGUACGAUGAAGAUACAGAAAAAAAGAAAGAUCCUAGAUUAAACAACUUAUCGUAUACUCUAGAAGAAUGCGAAGAGUGGGACGAAAAGAAAAACCUACGCGAACAAGCAAAGAAGAGAUCAUCAGGGAAUGAUUAUUCCGUACUAGCUGAGCAGGUGUACAACAAAGAAGUACUGAGAAUUGAAGUAGAUAGAGAAGAUUAUGCGAAGCAAAAAGCACAUGGUGCGGCCAAAAAGGGCACUUAUAGGAGCGACAACUAUUUAGUUCAGAAGCCAAGUACUGCGAAAGUGAAUGCAUUGGCAAGCGGGAUAAUAGAGACAAGCAAGAAACGAGCUGAUGCCCUCAGAAAGAAGCAAGAGGCUGCAACCAAAAAUGACGAUAGCAGCUUCAUCAAUGAAAAGAACAAGCAGUUUAAUAUGAAGAUAAACAGGGAAUAUAAAUGA
Molecule: messenger RNA, 594 nt
Organism: Dujonia railenensis
Lineage: Eukaryota; Fungi; Ascomycota; Pichiomycetes; Serinales; Debaryomycetaceae
Source: the annotation of a GenBank genome assembly